This is a messenger RNA of Oryzias latipes (Japanese medaka), 2738 nucleotides long. It is a transcript of the gene serac1, whose product is annotated as serine active site containing 1. NCBI's taxonomy places the organism in Eukaryota, Metazoa, Chordata, Actinopteri, Beloniformes, Adrianichthyidae. The record is from RefSeq and is a predicted model, not a curated record.
UCUUUCCACUGGUAAAGAAGAAGAAGAACGAGGCAAAUUAGCUUAGCGGUGUAUGAACACCGGUUGUUUACAAAAACAAAACAUUACCGUAUUUAUUUGAAAUACACGGGUUGACAAACGAGAGCUCAGAGGUGGACGAUGUCAGUCGCAGCUUUACGUCUGAUCCGCUGUCGGAAACUGAGCACAGCUGGGCCGCCGGGUGUGAACAAAGUGCUCCAGUGGAAGGAUUUAAGAAAAGUUGCCAAAGUUACUGGUGCUGUUAUCUUGGGGGGCUGUCUUUUUAUCACUUAUGAGAUGGUGGCCUUGGAAAAGGCUGUGACCAUAGAUACAAGUGCAGUUCUUCAGGAGAAAUAUAAGUCAUAUAUCUAUCUGAAAGCCACUCCUGCAGCAGAAAAGGAGAAUCUAACUGCAGGCCUCAUUUAUAAAGCAAGAAAGGAACUACACAAAGCAGCACGGCGAUUUAUGGAAGCAUCCUCCAGACUGUUUCUGCAGUCAUUAGAUGAGCACUUAAGCCAUGUAGAUGCAGACCCACACGAAGUUGCAUUAUGGGUGCUGCUGAAGCAGACACAGUCGGCUAACAAAGCCAUCAGACUCCAGGCCGUCCAGGAGCUGGCAGACAAUCACCACUGGCAUGCCUACCAGUACCAGACAGCAGCCCAGGUCAUUGAUCAGAGGACAGCCGUGGGAUUGGCAAGAACCCCCCAUGUAGACCUAAGGUUCUUCCGACAACCCCCUGCACUUCCAGACUUGGAAGAUGGAACGUCGGUAGAAGAAGGACUUUGGCAGCUGUUGGCGUCUCUGCCACAGUCUGAGGUGGAUAAAUGCGUCCAGUACUUUACCUCACUGGCACUCAGAGAAAGCACUCAGUCCAUGGCGGCUCAAAGGGGCGGUCUGUGGUGUUUUGGUGGGAAUGGGCUUCCUUAUGCGCAAAGUCUCACUUCUGUUCCUUCAGAAAAGGUGGAGUCCUUCUGCCUGCAGGCGCUGGUGCAGCACUCCAAGGUAAUUGAUAAGAAGAAAAAUAACGUUCUUCAGGUGCAAAGUCACUGUGACCACAUAGUGGCAAAAGGGGGGCUGCUUCUCCUUCAAAGGAUUUAUCAGCUCAGAAGAGACUCUCCUAAAAUUCAGAGAAACAUUAUUCGUAUUAUCGGAAACCUUGCACUGAACGAAAGUGUCCACCGGGAUAUAGUUCAGUCGGGCUGGCUGUCCAUCCUGGCUGAGAUGAUGCAAUCCCCUCAUGUCACACAGGUGUCUUUCGCAGCUCGAGCUCUGGCCAACCUGGACCGGGAAAGUGUGGUGGAGAAGUACCAGGACGGCGUCUACAUACUCCAUCCACAAACACGUAACGGGCAGCCUGUAAAGGCAGACGUGCUGUUCAUUCACGGAAUCCUAGGAGCUGCUUUCAAAACAUGGAGGCAGAAGGACAGUAGUUUACAGCAGGAGGAGACGGAAAUGGAAAGCAGAAGUGAUUACACAGAGUGUUGGCCAAAGUCAUGGUUGGCCGAGGACUGUCCAAAUCUGAGAGUGCUAUCGGUGGAGUAUGACAGUCACCUGAGCGACUGGAUGUCCAAGUGUCCUGCUGAAAAUCAAAGGAAGUCUCUGGCCUAUAGAAGCCAAGAGCUGCUAAAGAAGUUAAAGCAAGCAGGAGUUGGGGAAAGACCUGUGGUCUGGGUAGCCCACAGUAUGGGAGGAUUGCUUGUAAAGAAAAUGCUUCUGGACGCAUCAGAGGAUCCAGAAAUGAAAGGCUUGUUAAAGAACACUAGAGGUGUAUUGUUCUAUAGCGUUCCUCAUCAUGGAACCUUCAUGGCCGAAUACUCAGUCAAUGUCAGAUACCUUCUUUUUCCAUCUAUAGAAGUCCGAGAACUUUGUAAAGAUUCACCAGCUUUGUCCAGUCUGAAUGAAAGUUUUGUGAACAUCGCAAAGGAAAAUGACUUUAAGGUGAUGAGCUUCGCAGAAUCGCAGGCCACAAACGUCGGACCUAUGAUCAAAAUAGUUGUGGUGCCAAAACAGUCCGCAGACCUCGGCAUCGGAGAACUCGUCGAGGUAAACGUGGAUCACCUCAACAUCUGCAAGCCAGAGAAGAAGGAUUCGUUUCUGUACAAACGCAGCCUCCAGUUCAUCCAGGAGGCCUUGCAGAGUUUUAGCAGCCAGUGACUCUUUAUCCGCACAAAGACAAUGAUGCAGACUACUGCAUACUUGAACUGUGGAGAGAAAAAAUAUGCACAUGCCCCCCUUCCGGGAUGUCUUUUGUUAAACAUGAACAAAUAAUGUGAAGUGUGAGGGAUCACUCAAUAUUUAGACUAACUUAAAUGAAAACUUUCAGCUCUGAUAACGAGACUUAUUUUUAACUCACUCCUCAUGAAUAACUUAAUUGUAAAUCGGAUCACUUUUGCAAAUAAUAUUUUUACAGUUUUUUGUCAUGUUUAGAGUUGGAAACAGAUUGUUAAUAUUUUAAUUAUUAUUCUGAGAUGUAAUACUUACGUAAAUGAUCUGUAAUAUUCUGAAAAGAAUUUCUUCCCCGCAUUUAUUUUUAUAUUUGAGAGUUUUAUCCCCCAAAAAGCACAAUGUCAGUCAUAAUUGGUGCCAAAAUGUAUUUCUUUUCCUAAGCCUUACCAUAGACUCCUCCUUGUCUAUUUAAAAAAACAUUUAUUUUUUUUAAGUAAUGAUGUGAUUGAAUUUUGCCGUAGCACAAUUGCCACUAAAAAUUCCCAUCGCUGUCAAUAAAUUACUGAAAAAUCUCA